GACAGCGAGACCGCGACACGCAUUCCCGCAAGCCUUUCUGCCCCACAACGGCCAUAGGGCCUCGGCGUCCAGACUCGCGCGCCCGAUUGGCGCUCCGUGAGACUGUGCCGCGUGGUGCCCUGGCUGACCCACGGUACCCCACCCCGCCGGCGCCGCCCAACAGUCGCCGAACCUUCUGGAAACGACGCCGGGCAGCCAGAGCCGGUCGCCCGAGAGGCCUCGGGGGGCGGGGCGCGCAGGGCGGGAUUUGCGCAAGAAAACGCGUCCGAUUCGCCGUCUGUGCGUAAGCUCCGCCUCACAGACGCCAUGGCCCCGCCUUCUCCCUCCCCCUCCAUGGAGCCGCUCGGACUCAUUCAUUCCGCGCCGGGCCUGCCAGACACCUGCCCUCUCCCUCAGCCGCCCGUCGCCAACGCCGCCGCCGCCGCUAGCAUGUCGGACCCUGCUGCGGAUACCCCUUCCGCCAUCCAGAUCUGCCGGAUCAUGCGGCCAGACGAUGCCAACGUGGCCGGCAACGUACACGGAGGGACCAUCCUGAAGAUGAUCGAGGAGGCGGGGGCCAUCAUCAGCACCCGGCACUGCAACAGCCAGAACGGGGAGCGCUGUGUGGCCGCCCUGGCCCGGGUCGAGCGCACCGACUUCCUGUCUCCCAUGUGCAUCGGCGAGGUGGCGCACGUCAGCGCAGAGAUCACCUACACCUCCAAGCACUCGGUGGAAGUCCAGGUUAACGUGAUGUCCGAAAACAUCCUCACAGGUACCAAAAAGCUGACCAAUAAGGCCACCCUGUGGUACGUGCCCCUGUCACUGAAGAAUGUGGACAAGGUCCUGGAGGUGCCUCCAUUUGUGUAUGCCCGGCAGGAGCAGGAGCAGGAGGGCCGCAGGCGCUAUGAGGCCCAGAAGCUGGAGCGCAUGGGGACCAAGUGGCGGAACGGGGACAUCAUCCAGCCUGUCCCAAACCCAGAGCCGAACACGGUCAGCUACAGCCAGUCCAGCCUGAUCCACCUGGUGGGGCCCUCGGACUGCACGCUGCACGGCUUCGUGCACGGAGGUGUCACCAUGAAGCUUAUGGAUGAGGUGGCCGGGAUCGUGGCCGCACGUCACUGCAAGACCAACAUAGUUACAGCUUCCGUGGACGCCAUUAACUUUCACGACAAGAUCAGAAAAGGGUGCGUCAUUACCAUCUCUGGGCGCAUGACCUUCACGAGCAACAAAUCCAUGGAGAUCGAGGUCCUGGUGGACGCCGACCCCGUGGUGGACAACUCACUGAAGCGCUACCGGGCCGCCAGUGCCUUCUUCACCUACGUGUCCCUGAGCCCGGAGGGCAGAUCGCUGCCCGUGCCCCAGCUCCUGCCCGAGACCGAGGAUGAGAAGAAGCGCUUCGAGGAAGGCAAAGGGCGGUACCUGCAGAUGAAGGCGAAGCGACAGGGCCCAGCGGAGCCUCAGCCUCAGCUGUAGACACUUCCUCCUGCCACUGGGCCCGCAGCGGCCCGGCCUCACCACUUAGAAGUUGCCCCGAUGGCCAAAAACCCGAUCGCGCUGAGAGCUGGUGUUGUGCGCAGUAUUGUCUCACAGUGUUAGCCCGUCCCCCCGGAAACCUCACACCAAAGCUUUAUUUAUGUCACUCCCGUGCCCGUGCUGCACAGCACCGUCCCUGACCCCCCGAGGCAGUCCCUGGAGCCUGGGGCACAGUCCCGGGGCCUCUGUUUGGUCCGCGAACACUCUGGUGUUGCUAAUAAAGCUGCUGUUUGGCUGGA
This is a messenger RNA of Artibeus jamaicensis (Jamaican fruit-eating bat), 1751 nucleotides long. RefSeq names its product acyl-CoA thioesterase 7 (gene ACOT7). Gene Ontology annotation, cellular component: extracellular exosome; nucleoplasm; cytosol. The record is from RefSeq and is a predicted model, not a curated record. Gene Ontology annotation, biological process: acyl-CoA metabolic process; palmitic acid biosynthetic process. Gene Ontology annotation, molecular function: long-chain fatty acyl-CoA binding. NCBI's taxonomy places the organism in Eukaryota, Metazoa, Chordata, Mammalia, Chiroptera, Phyllostomidae. Bases 307 to 1452 code for a protein of 381 amino acids. The transcript has 9 exons.